UUGUAUGAGAAUUAAAUUUCUUGGUGAUUGUUAUUAUUGUGUUAGCGGUAUGCCUGUUAAUAGGCCUAAUCAUGCGGAUAUGUGUGUUCUUAUGGGCCUGGAGAUGAUAAAAACAAUAAGACAAGUUAGAUUAGCUACAGGAGUUAAUGUGGAUAUGAGAAUUGGAGUACAUAGUGGCUCUGUUCUAUGUGGAAUUUUGGGUUUACGUAAAUGGCAGUUUGACGUCUGGUCUGAUGAUGUUACUUUAGCUAAUCAAAUGGAGACAACUGGGAAACCUGGAGCUUUACAUAUCAGCAACAAAACAAAAGACAGCCUUAUAGACAAAUAUAAUAUACUUGAAGCGCCCCCUUUGGAUGAACAAAUAUUUAAAUCUAAUAAACACAAAACUUAUUUUAUUUUGCCUGAUAAUUAUUAUAAUGAUUUUGAGAGGCCUUCAAAUAUUUGUAUAAAUAAGAGGCUACCCCUCAGAAUGUAAUUUAUCUCAAAUCCAAGCCAAAACUAAUUUUGAUGAAAAUCACCUACUUCCAAUACGUGAUGAUUUUACUAGACACCACAGAGCUAUUUCAAUGAAAGCUAAGGGUGUUAAAAUGGCGGAAUAUUGGGGGGAACAGACAAGGGUACUUGGACCUUUGUCUACAACACCCAAUGUUAAAAGAAAAUUUAGAAAUGAAAUAAAUGAUAAAAAUAAAGAAAAUAAACAAAGUGGAUAUACAGGUG
Molecule: messenger RNA, 717 nt
Organism: Meloidogyne enterolobii
Lineage: Eukaryota; Metazoa; Nematoda; Chromadorea; Rhabditida; Meloidogynidae
Source: the annotation of a GenBank genome assembly